Biomphalaria glabrata is the source of this 1099-nucleotide messenger RNA. Its product is annotated as homeobox protein aristaless-like. Gene Ontology annotation, molecular function: RNA polymerase II transcription regulatory region sequence-specific DNA binding; DNA-binding transcription factor activity, RNA polymerase II-specific. The record is from RefSeq and is a predicted model, not a curated record. The transcript has 6 exons. Bases 200 to 970 code for a protein of 256 amino acids. Gene Ontology annotation, biological process: regulation of transcription by RNA polymerase II. NCBI's taxonomy places the organism in Eukaryota, Metazoa, Mollusca, Gastropoda, Planorbidae.
ACUCCUGGACCAGAAAGGCAGUUAGAUUUUUGUUUUAAUUAGUUUUUUCCUUUCGACUUAAACCCAUAGGUACCCAAAGUUUAAAUUUUAAGAUAUAUUUUAAUAAAUGUUUAGGGGGUACAUUAAAGUGUCGCAAGUGUUAUGUGUAUGACUUUUAAAAAUUGUGUUCUAAUUACUACAAGUGUAGAAUAUCGGAUCAAUGAAUCAAUAUUUAGACAGUCCAGCACUGGAUUCUAUUUCAAGUGAAAGUGACAUAAUUGAUCGACAAGCUACUAAGUGUGAUGUAAAAAUUAAUUUCUCCAUUUCAUCUAUCCUUGGCUUACACCAAGCUGAAGAUGACCGGACAUCAGAAGCCCUGUCAGGGGACCAGCACAGCCAUUAUUACCAACUGGACAACCGAGGCUUCACACCUGUGAGAGGGGAGUCAAGGUCCGGCGACUUUACGAGCCCGUUAGACACUUCCGACACGUGUGACCUCAGUGCGAGUGUCAAGAUCAAGAGAAACCGGACCACGUUCUCGACACGUCAACUUCAGGAGCUGGAAAGAACAUUCAGAAAGACCCACUACCCAGAUAUCUUCACAAGAGAAAAAUUAGCAUCACGAGUUAAGCUUCCUGAAUCCAGAAUCCAGGUUUGGUUUCAAAAUCGCAGAGCUAAAUGGAGAAAACGUGAGAAACCCUACCAGCCGUUCGUCUACGGGUCACCGUGUAACCUGACCUGUCCACUCCAAUGGCAAACCAACAAUAUCUUUUCCACAGACACAGGGCUGCCAUCCAUUUACCGACACUUUCCGCAACUCUUCCCGGCUCAGCCUACCAUGCCAGGGGAGUUAAUCAGGUCCCAGCCGUAUUGUCUUCCCAUGUCCGCCAUGGUGUCAUCCUCCGUCUCCAUGACAGCAGCAUCGACUUCCGCUGUGUCUCUGCAAGAUGGCUGCGUAUCUCUGAUCAGGCCGGUGAAACCCAAUCGCUGACUUGAAGAAGUGCUCUCGUUCAUGUGUUCGUGCAGCCACUUCAAGCUUAAAAGUAGAUCCAUUGGCUUUCUAAUUAGUUAUUUAUAUUUCAUCCCGUGUGACUUGAUACAAAAUAAAAGUAAGAAUUUC